Molecule: messenger RNA, 8498 nt
Organism: Elgaria multicarinata webbii
Lineage: Eukaryota; Metazoa; Chordata; Lepidosauria; Squamata; Anguidae
Gene: RIMS2
Product: regulating synaptic membrane exocytosis 2
Exons: 36
Coding region: 161-5530 (1789 amino acids)
Biological process (GO): regulation of synaptic plasticity; positive regulation of synaptic transmission; intracellular protein transport
Cellular component (GO): cytoskeleton of presynaptic active zone; presynaptic membrane
Molecular function (GO): transmembrane transporter binding; small GTPase binding
Source: RefSeq, a predicted model, not a curated record
UUAAUUAGGCUGCCGAUUGAUUAAAAAGUGUAUUGAUUUGUAUGUAUUCCACCCAGCGCCGGUGGCGACUGCUGCUGCUGCUUGUGCUGCCGCCACCGCCUGAGUUAGCCCAGUGUUUUCCCAAUAUAGAGUGUUGUUGCUGAAGCUCCAUCCACCAAAUAUGUCGGCUCCUGUUGGGCCCCGGGGUGGCCCUGCUCCACCUCCACCUCCUCCUCCUCCACCUCAAUCCGAGAUGCCCGACCUCAGCCACCUUACGGAGGAAGAGAGAAAAAUCAUCCAGGCCGUUAUGGAUCGCCAGAAGAAGGAAGAAGAGAAGGAGCAAUCCGUACUCAAGGUCAAAGAAGAACAAAAACCACAAGUGACACAGUGGUUUCCCUUUAGUGGGAUCACUGAGCUGGUAAAUAACGUUCUUCAGCCACAGCAAAAACAACAAAAUGAAAAGGAGCCCCAGACGAAAUUGCACCAACAGUUUGAAAUGUAUAAAGAACAGGUGAAAAAGAUGGGUGAAGAAUCUCAGCAACAGCAGGAGCAGAAGGGUGAUGCUCCAACCUGUGGUAUUUGCCACAAAACAAAAUUUGCCGAUGGUUGUGGCCAUAAUUGUUCAUAUUGCCAAACUAAAUUCUGUGCACGUUGCGGAGGAAGAGUGUCUUUACGCUCAAACAAGGAGGAUAAAGUGGUAAUGUGGGUAUGUAACUCGUGCCGAAAACAACAAGAAAUCCUCACAAAAUCCGGAGCCUGGUUUUAUAAUAGUGGAACAAAUACGCCGCAAAGGUCUGAUCAAGUCGUUUUUAGAGGACUGCGGAACGAAGAAGCACCUCAAGAGAAAAAAGCAAAGCUGCAAGAACAAUCCAUAUCAUCACUGGAACGCGGUAGAUCUCAAGGGCUCACGAGGCAAGAAUCCAUAAACGGCUCAGGAGGAAAGGUGGCAGGUGACACAGUAGACAGAAAAAGAAGUCCAUCAAUAUCCAGAGAUCAGAACAGAAGGUUCAACCAACUGGAGGAGAGAGACGACUAUUCACAGUAUGCAACAUCAGACAGUGCAAUGCCAAGAUCACCAUCAGACUAUACAGAUUAUACAGACAGGCGAUCACAACAUGGAUCUCAGUUAUAUGAAGAACCUGAACUUGAUGACUACAGGGAUUCCAACAGGAGAAGUCACAGGCGUUCGAGGGAAUAUCCUUUAGAAGAAGAUGAUGUGCAGAACAGAGAGGAAUAUGAGAGGCAGCGGCGGGAAGAAGAAUACCAAGCACGAUACAGAAGUGAUCCUAAUUUGGCUCGUUAUCCUGUCAAACCACAGCCAUAUGAAGAACAGAUGCGUAUUCAUGCUGAAGUGUCCCGAGCACGUCAUGAACGAAGACACAGUGAUGUGUCUUUGGCAAAUACUGAAUUGGAAGAUUCACGGAUAUCUAUGAUGAGAAUGGAACGGCCAUCAAGGCAAAGGUCUGCAUCUGAACGCAGAGCUGCCAUGGAACAACGUUCAUAUUCAAUGGAAAGAACUCAGGGACCAAGUCCCAAUCGGCAGAGGACCACAAAUCACAGCCCUCCAACACCUAGGAGGAGUCCAAUUCCUUUUGAUAGGCCAGAUCUGAGGCGGACUGAUUCAUUAAGAAAACAGCACCAUUUGGAUCCCAGCUCAGCUGUACGAAAAACAAAACGUGAAAAAAUGGAAACCAUGUUAAGAAAUGAUUCACUAAGUUCAGACCAGUCUGAAUCAGUUAGGCCUCCACCACCAAAGCCUCAUAAAACAAAAAAAGGGGGUAAAAUGCGUCAGGUGUCUCUGAGUAGCUCUGAAGAAGAAUUGGCCUCUACUCCAGAAUAUACCAGCUGUGAUGAUGUAGAAAUUGAAAGUGAAAGUGUUAGUGAGAAAGGGGACAGUCAAAGGGGAAAAAGAAAAACUAGUGAGCAGGCAGUUUUGUCGGAUUCUAACACCUUGUCUGAAAGACAAAAGAAAAUGGUGUGUUUUGGUGGCCACUCUUUGGAAGAGGAUUUGGAAUGGUCUGAGCCUCAGAUUAAAGACUCUGGGGUAGACACGUGUAGUAGCACAACUCUAAAUGAGGAGCAUAGCCAGAGUGAAAAGCAUCCUGUAACUUGGCAGCCAUCCAAAGAUGGAGACCGUUUAAUUGGUCGGAUUUUGUUAAACAAACGACUAAAAGACGGAAGUGUGCCUAGAGAUUCUGGAGCAAUGCUUGGACUGAAGGUUGUAGGAGGAAAAAUGACAGAAUCGGGUCGGCUAUGUGCAUUUAUCACAAAAGUUAAAAAAGGAAGUCUAGCUGAUACAGUGGGACACCUUAGGCCAGGUGACGAAGUGUUAGAAUGGAACGGAAGACUUUUGCAAGGAGCCACCUUUGAAGAAGUGUAUAACAUCAUUCUAGAAUCUAAACCAGAGCCACAAGUGGAACUUGUAGUUUCAAGGCCAAUUGGGGAUAUUCCCAGAAUACCUGACAGUACACAUACACAGUUGGAGUCCAGUUCUAGCUCAUUUGAAUCUCAAAAAAUGGACCGGCCUUCUAUUUCAGUCACUUCUCCCAUGAGUCCUGGCAUGUUGAGAGAUGUUCCACAGUUCUUAUCUGGACAACUUUCAAGCCAAAGCCUUAGUAGAAGAACAGCGCCUUUUGUUCCUAGGGUUCAGAUAAAACUAUGGUAUGACAAAGUUGGUCAUCAAUUGAUAGUGACAAUAUUGGGAGCAAAGGAUCUUCCUUCAAGGGAAGAUGGGAGGCCAAGGAAUCCCUAUGUUAAAAUUUACUUUCUUCCUGACAGAAGUGAUAAGAAUAAAAGAAGAACCAAAACAGUAAAGAAAACUUUAGAACCCAAAUGGAACCAAACAUUCAUUUAUUCUCCAGUUCAUCGGAGAGAAUUUAGAGAACGAAUGUUGGAAAUUACUCUUUGGGACCAAGCACGAGUUCGCGAGGAAGAGAGUGAAUUUUUAGGAGAGAUUCUAAUUGAAUUAGAGACAGCAUUGCUGGAUGAUGAACCUCAUUGGUACAAACUUCAGACGCAUGAUGUCUCUUCAUUGCCACUUCCCCACCCUUCACCAUAUUUGCCACGCCGACAGCUUCACGGAGAGAGUCCCACACGAAGGUUGCAAAGGUCCAAACGAAUAAGUGAUAGUGAAGUCUCAGACUAUGAUUGUGACGAUGGAAUAGGAGUAGUGUCAGAUUACCGACAUAAUGGAAGAGAUCUUCAAAGCUCAACACUAUCAGUGCCAGAACAAGUGAUGUCAUCCAAUCAUUGCUCUCGGUCAGGGUCCCCUCACCGUGGAGACAGUAUAGGAAGGACCAGGUCGUGGUCCCCCAGUGUCCCGCCUCUACAAAGUAGGAAUGUGGAACAGGGGUCUCGAGGGACCCGAUCUACUCCUGCACAUUACAAUACCAUGAACCGAAUGGAUAGACAUCGAAUAAUGGAUGACCACAACUCCCCAGACAGAGAGAGUCAUUAUCUCACUCUGCCCUGGUCCCAUCAUACUCAGUCCAUUGACUACCAUCAUAGAGAUGCCAGCAAGGAUCACUCAAUGUAUCCUAUCUUUUGUGAAGAUGCAAUCAGAUUACUUCGAUCCCGUACGAUGUGCCGUACCUAUUCUGAGGGUGCUUACUAUGAAUUUGAGAGGAGGAGUAGGAAGGAGGGAAGAGUGCCUAAUACAUAUUUUGAUGACACUGAUAUUUCCCCUACUCGUGAAAGGUAUUACAAUGGUGCAAGUUCAUGGGCAGAUCAUGUAGUCAAUGGUUCAGCUGAAAACUACGGGAAUUGGGAACCUAGACUACCAUAUCAAAGAUCCAGAUCAACAGAACAGCGUCCUGUGCUAGAGCGGCCCAGCCCCCGCUCCCGAUCCACUGAGCGUCCUGACUCAAACCUCAUGAGAUCGAUGCCUUCAUUAAUGACUGGAAGAUCUGCCCCUCCCUCACCUGCCUUAUCGAGGUCACAUGCUCAUACGGGGUCUGUCCAAACAAGUCCAUCAGGUACACCAGUAGCAGGACGAAGGGGUAGACAAUUGCCACAGCUCCCACCAAAGGGAACACUGGAGAGAAACAAUGGAGACAAGGAGAUAGAACCUUAUGAAGGUACUAUGGAUGUUGAAGAGAGAAACCGCCAAAUGAAAAUGAACAAGUACAAACAGGUAGCAGGAUCAGACUCCAGGCUGGAGCAAGAUUAUCACUCUAAGUAUCGGUCAGGGCGGGAUCCUCAACGAGGCUCUGACAAUGUCUCCAACAAGUCUUCAGACAGUGAUGUAAGCGAUGUGUCAGCAGUAUCGAGGACCAGUAGCGCUUCACGUUUCAGCAGCACUAGCUAUAUGUCUGUGCAAUCAGAACGACCGAGAGGAAACAAGAAAAUUAGAUCAAAUGAGGAAAGAAAAGAGGGAGGGGAGGAAGGGGAUGGGGAGAUAUUCCCCGAGGAGGAGGAAGAGAAUCAGGAGCUUGAGGAAAAGGUGAAGGAUGAACAAGUUGAUGAAAAGGGGGAAGGGGAAGAGGUGACAGAGAACUGUGAUGAGGAGGAAAACAAAGAACCAGAAGCAAAUGAAGAGACCCGAGAUGAACAAACUGAGGAAGGGGCAGAAACAAGUAAUAAAGAGGAUUUGCAAAGGAGAUACUCACAAGAUGAUCUCAGACAGAUGGGCGCUUCAGGACAGAACAUAACUAAGAGCACCAGCAUCAGCGGGGAGAUGUACACGCUGGAGAAGAACGAUGGCAGCCAGUCCGACACAGCAGUGGGCACUGUGGGUACAGGAGGCAAAAAGCGACGCUCCAGCAUUGGCGCAAAGAUGGUAGCAAUUGUGGGACUUUCGCGGAAAAGCAGAAGUACCUCACAGCUCAGCCAAACUGAAGCAGGUGGCAAAAAGUUAAAGAGCACAGUUCAGAGAAGCACAGAAACUGGGUUGGCUGUGGAGAUGAGAAACUGGAUGACGCGUCAAGCCAGCCGGGAAUCCACAGAUGGCAGCAUGAACAGUUACAGCUCUGAGGGAAAUUUGAUCUUUCCUGGUGUUCGGUUGGCUGCAGACAGCCAGUUCAGUGAUUUUCUGGAUGGACUUGGUCCUGCACAACUCGUUGGGCGCCAAACACUGGCUACUCCAGCAAUGGGUGAUAUCCAGGUUGGAAUGAUGGACAAAAAGGGACAGUUGGAAGUGGAAAUAAUAAGAGCUCGAGGCCUUGUUGUAAAACCAGGUUCAAAGACACUGCCAGCACCAUAUGUAAAGGUGUAUCUAUUAGAAAAUGGAGUCUGUAUAGCCAAAAAGAAAACAAAGGUUGCAAGAAAAACGCUGGAACCUCUUUAUCAGCAACUGUUGUCCUUUGAAGAGAGUCCCCAAGGAAAAGUUUUACAGAUUAUCGUGUGGGGAGACUAUGGACGUAUGGAUCACAAAUCCUUUAUGGGAGUGGCACAGAUACUUUUAGACGAACUGGACCUGUCCAACAUGGUGAUUGGCUGGUUCAAACUUUUCCCCCCUUCCUCCCUAGUAGAUCCAACUCUGGCCCCCCUUACAAGAAGGGCUUCCCAGUCAUCUCUUGAAAGUUCAACGGGACCUUCUUAUGCUCGCUCAUAGCAGCUGUGAAACUGUUAUCAUAGCAACCAGCGUUACGUAAAAAUAAAAAAUUAACAGGUCGCAAACCCUGGUAACACUGCAUGCUUAAUGUUGUGUCUUCGGAGCCUGUUUCUAGGGCUAUAAAGCGAUCCUGUGUUCUCAGAGGAAGUUGCACACAUUGUGCUCUAAAGGAAGUCCUCAGGUGAAGGAGUGGAGCUGGAAAGAACUAAAUGGUUUGGAGUUCAGUGACACUCGACUUUUAGUCCAAUCUGAAGCCAUGGAUUAAACUAAAGAAUCAAGCUGUCUCAUGCAACAAGAACCCCUUUCAAUGGCACAUCUAUUUUCUUGCUCCCUUUUCUUUAUCUGCCCCUUCCUGCCCGCCCCCAGCCUCCCCAAGCCUGGAUAUGCCACAGAAAUACGGAGCUACCCAAAGAAGCCAUGUCACAAGUCAUCUGGGAGGAAGGAAGAAAAGAGGGUCAUUAAAGGAAAAGCGAUCUGUCACUGCAAUUAUUAACAGCAGAGGAAACACGCCUUAUCAGAAAGGUUGAAGACUAAUAGUGGCCGGCUUCAUAACUCCAGCUACUGCUAGAGUCAAACCCAGUGUGUGGACUCUCUGAAAAUUAAAAUUCUGUGGCUAUACUGUACUGUAUGAAAUUAAAGACACUUUUUUGCAUGGACACAGAUUAUGCUGAACACUUAAAAUUAUUUUCUUGGGGCUGCAACUUGCAAAAAAAGAAUAAAUCAGCCAUUUUCAACAAUUUAUAUUAUUUUUAAAAUAAAUUUCACUAGUGCAUGGUUUUAAAAGGGAGAGAAUGCAACAGGGUGAUAAGACACACCAAGUUUAUCAUUCUUUAAACCAAUCAUGGUCUGUGUUUUUGCAGACAUAAAUGAAAAAUUAAUAAUUUCUAGCAAAUAUUUAAAAUUAUGUUUAUGUGACAAGAAAUAAGUGUAAUAUAUUAAAUUUAUUUAAAUGUAAAAGGUACAAGCCUUGUAAAGUUCAACAAUAUGUGCAAAUUGUACACUUCUUUCCCCUUCUUGUCUACCCCUCCCUCCUUUUGCUCUCAUUCCCUUCCUACCUCCCAGGAUGAUCAUUAUACUCUGAAACGGCUAAUUUUGACUUAUUACUCUCAUGCUCCAUAUUUGGUUCAGAACUGCAGAUGAUACUGCAUUUCUGAAAUCUUUGAGGGGGGAAAAUAUUGUUUAAGAACUUUUUUCAAGCAUGUUGAAAAGAAUUUUUGCAACAUGGCUUGGGGAGUACAUUACAAUAAUUCAGCAUGUAUUUGAUAAAAGAAAUUGAACUUUUUGCAGUUUAUUGUACAGUGCAUGGAAACUUAUUUUCUUUUUUCUCACCUUCAAAUUAAAUUCUACAGCAAAAUACUGGAAUCAUGUGGCCAUUUGUAAAAUGUCUUCAAUAAAUUUGUUUUCAGCACCAGCAUUGUUCAUUCAAAGGUUGAACUAUCAUUUCUGGAUGGUUUUGAAGAAAUAACAAGACAACAGUCUUGCUAAGUAUCAGCAUCUUAUCAUUUGCACUGAGCAAAACAAAUUGCUACCCAUUUAGGGUCACAAUAAAUAGCAAUUAAGCUGUUCUGUUCAGUUUUCAUAAACUGUGUUUGUGAUAGCAAAUCAAUAAAUAUGAGCCUGACAUUAAAAAGUCACAAUUUGGGCUGCAGUCCUGAGCCUAUUUAAUCUUUAAAUUAGUGGUACUUACAUGCCCUAAGAGAUGGCAGGACUGAACCUUUUGAUUUUUUAACGCCUUAAUUAAAAUACAUGCAAUUUAAUAAUUUUUUGACACCAUCACCAAGAGCCUAAAUGCAAAACGCCACAGGUAUUUGAAGAAACAAACAACACCUAUCUCCUGUAUCAGGUUAAUUUAAUACUAUUUGAAGGAGGGAUGGAAAGGUAAGGUAUUUUAAGUCCAGAUCUCUUAUUAUCUCCUGAUGAAAAGGAAUGUAACUUGUUAAUGUUCAAGUGCAUCAUCCUUUUUUCUGUGUCAUUAGAUGCCUUUAAUACAUAACUAUUGUUUAAUGUUGAAGCAUUGCAAUAAUAUUUUAAUAUACAUAAUGUUUGAAUUAAGGCCAUGCACACAAAUAUUCUGAUUUUGUAUGAAAGAUCUAUAAUAUCCCAAAAUGUACAUGAAUCAUAGGAUCGUGAAAGGAACAAUAGGUAUCUCUUCUAAUGCCUUUUGUUUAAUAUGAUGCAGUUAGACAUGAAUCAAACUAUGAGUACAGCCUAUUAAGUUUGUCCGUGUACCAUGCAUGUGCACCACUGAAAUGAAUGGGGAUGGUGCAGCUAAAACGCCCAGUGAAUUGCACCCAUCCAAUGAUCUAGAACUCCUUCUGAGUAACAAUGGAAAGAGAUGUGCUCAUGGAACUAUCCCCUAUAUUGUAAUAAACGGGGAAGCUUUUGCAUUGGGAAUUCUAUUUGUGUUCCAGAAUCUUUGCUGCUAUAAGGAAUUACUGAGCUCAGAAGGAUCGCUUUUUCCAGCAAGGUUAUAUAUAGGUUAAGUAAAAGAAGAUUGGUAAACUCUGUGGAUUGAAAUAAUAUGAUCACCUGUGUAUGACCAAUCCAUGAAUACUAAAGACAUGCAUUAUCCCCUAGGACUAAAACAAUUUCGUAUGACUCUGUUCCUAAUACUGUGACAUGCAGUCAAUGCAUUCUUUUAUGCAUUUUCCUAUAUACAAUUAUUUUUAAUUCAGACAAGAAGGACAUGACCAUAUGGAAGGUCUGUACAUACCUGGUCAUUAUGCAGUAUUUAUUUUCAAAGUUGAUUGUAUUUUUUUUAAUAUUCACAUGUUUGCAACUCUACUUAUAAUUUAGUCAUGUAAAUAGCACUCUUCCAGUGACCACAGCUGUCUUGUACAUAGUCUGUUUUAAAAGUAAAGGAAAUUGAAGUUGGGGGAGAAAAGGGCAGAUUAGGCCUGUUAAUGUACACCAACUAAUGUAAAUCAAAUUCAUUCUGGUGAUGGUAUUUAACACUUUAAAUAAAACA